AUGGCAAAACCAGCUAAGUUCUUGCGUAAUGUUCCUCGCUGGUCAACACUGUUUCCGGUGGUGCUCUACGUGCUCUUCAUCCUUUGUAUCCUAGUGCUGGUGUUUUCCUCCCGCCAAAGUCAGGGCGAUGGAAAGCUCCGUCAAGCUGAACACGGUUUCUCGAACGACAUUCCCAACGUGCCCGCUCCGCUAGUGUACCGGAAGCUGGAGGAGGGGAUUAUGAAAGAGAUGUCGGCAGCAUUUGCAAAAGCCGAUACAAAUGGUGACAAGCAUCUGACGGUGCAGGAGUUGGCAAAGUUUAUAAAUUUCAAAAUCCGCGAACACAUCGACGAAGCCAUUCGCACCAAUCCGAUCCUGUUCGUUGAGAUUGACCAUAAACCACGCGACGGGUUGGUAAGCUGGGACGAGUAUCAAAGCUACUGGUUGCGCGAGAGAGGCAUCGAGGGAGACAGCCACAUGAAGAAAAGCAUGUUCGAUAAGCUGGACCGCAAGGUGAAGGAAUCGAUUGCGCGGGAUAAGGCGCACUGGAUGGAAGCGGCCCGUACGGACCCGCUCAGUCUCACGUUGGAUGAGUUUCUAUCGUUUCGCCAUCCGGAAUCGAGCACGGUUAAUCUGCUGAACCUGGUCGAUGAUAUACUGCGGCAGUUCGAUGUUGACGGUGAUGAUCAUUUGACGAUCGAGGAGUUUUCCGACGUCCAAACGACGGAUCUGGGUGAGGGCAAAAAGUUCAUCCUUUCGCAAAACGUGCGUGAGCGGAAGGAAGAGUUCGCGAAAGUGAUUGACAAAAACCGAGACGGGAAGGCUGAUAGGGGUGAACUGCUGUCCUAUGUUGAUCCAAGGCAUCCACGCUACGCUAUACAGGAAGCUUCGACGUUAUUCUCUCUUGCCGACACAAAUAAUGAUAAGAAACUUGUAAUGCACGAGAUGCUGGCCAGCUCGUCAAUUUUCAUAUCCUCAAAGAUGAUCCACACUGCGGAGAGUUUUCACGAUGAAUUUUAAACAUUCGGUAUUACCUUUGAUCAAGAGUAAUCAACGUUUCGUUGCUCUGAAAGUGAUGCAUAUCUGUGAAAUAAAUAUGUUAUGUUUGUUUUAUUUAA
Anopheles maculipalpis is the source of this 1097-nucleotide messenger RNA. It is a transcript of the gene myd, whose product is annotated as 45 kDa calcium-binding protein. The record is from RefSeq and is a predicted model, not a curated record. NCBI's taxonomy places the organism in Eukaryota, Metazoa, Arthropoda, Insecta, Diptera, Culicidae. Gene Ontology annotation, molecular function: calcium ion binding. The transcript has 3 exons. Gene Ontology annotation, biological process: calcium-ion regulated exocytosis. Gene Ontology annotation, cellular component: endoplasmic reticulum. Bases 1 to 999 code for a protein of 332 amino acids.